Aureobasidium melanogenum CBS 110374 is the source of this 744-nucleotide messenger RNA. RefSeq lists its product as uncharacterized. The record is from RefSeq and is a predicted model, not a curated record. Lineage: Eukaryota; Fungi; Ascomycota; Dothideomycetes; Dothideales; Saccotheciaceae. The annotation marks the transcript as partial. Gene Ontology annotation, cellular component: nucleus; cytoplasm. Gene Ontology annotation, biological process: proteasome-mediated ubiquitin-dependent protein catabolic process. Gene Ontology annotation, molecular function: protein binding. The transcript is spliced from 3 exons.
AGCACCAUUAUCCCACCACCUUCGUCCUUGCGGCAUCCAUUCGAUCGCCGCGUGGACGAGGUCAAACCAUCCAAAGCAGAUCUGAACUUCCUCAUCAUGGACUAUCUGAUCAAUGAAGGCUACCCCGACGCCGCAAUGAACUUUGCUAAAGAAGCCAGCAUCGUUCCUUCGGCCGACGGCGAAGCCAUUCAAGAAAGAGUAGACAUUCGUAACGCCAUUCACACUGGUGACAUACAGCUUGCCAUUGAGCGCAUCAAUGAACUCAACCCACAGAUCCUUGACAAUGACCCGACUCUGCACUUCCAGCUACUUCGCUUGCAGUUGAUCGAACUUAUUCGUGAAAUCGUCAAUGCACCAGGUCCGCCAUCGCCCACUGCCUUCACACCUGCUCUUGAGUUUGCAACCUCGCAACUUGCUCCAAGGGCCCCAACUUCGCCUGCUUUCUUGCAAGACCUUGAACGCACUAUGGCCCUGUUGAUCUUCCCAUCGGACAAGCUCACGCCUCAACUCAAACAACUUCUCGAUCUCAGUCUGAGACAGACAGUGGCUAGUCAAGUCAAUGAAGCCAUCCUGUCUUCUCAAGGCCAGAGACGUGAGGCACGCAUCCGUAAUCUGGUGCGACUGCGAGCAUGGGCCGAGCAAAGAGCGCGCGAAACCAAGAGCUCCGACUUGCCUGACAAAAUUGGCUUGGGCUUGGAGACCCAAUCAGACGACUACGCCGAUGGCGAGGCCAUGAUAACGUGA